AUGUCUUCCAGUGAGGAGGCGACGGACAUUUUCGCAACGCUGUUGCAAGACAAGCUCGACAAACAGAUCAGCGAGAUUGUCAAUCGCCUGCACGGCGUGUUCUCUCAAGAGUUGGACGUCGGCUUGGAGCACUUGUGGGAUCGCUUGCAGCACCUGCACUCGUUCAGACCAGGCAGUACAUGUGUUUCGGAAAAGUCCGAAAGUUCCACAAGUUCUGAUGCGGUCCAAGUUGGCAGCGCGGAAGAUUUCGCCAGUUUUGCGGCUCCUCAUUGUGUUCUUGAGCCCGCAUGCAACACGCAGGAUGAUGUGGUACCUGGCGUUCGCGAACCAGUGGAAUCCCAAGCAGCUUUUGGAGAACGCCCUUCAUCCAUUCUCGAAGUUCCCAAGUUGCGUCGACGAAGCACGAUUUGCGGAGACCCAGGAAGGACGGCCCAAGUUGGUGCAGCAGAGAUUCGACACAGUCUUUUGCAUUCCGUGGCAGAGCUUGACGUACCAGAUGGGAGUCAUCAAACGUUUCGGCAAUCGGUCCUGGCGAUGCUGGCAUCACCUGCGUCGAUGCAGACGGAUAGCUGGGAAGUCGAACAUGAGCAGCGAACGCGUUUCAUGAACAUGCGAAUCAGUUUGCAGCGGAGGAUUGUCGAAACAACCUGGUUCGAAGGUUUCGUGGUGUGUUGCAUUGGCCUGAAUACGAUCAUGAUUGGAGCAGCCAGUGAUUGGAACCUCAAGCACAUCAACCAGGAAGAGCCCAAACAUUUUCGAAUAGCAGAAAGACUCUUCGCGGGAAUUUUCGCCUUGGAACUUCUCGUGCGAGUGGUCGCAUACGGCCCAGCCUUCUUCUGGCGAAUGGAUUGGCAGUGGAACUAUUUUGACGUGGUGAUUGUGAGUGUGCAAGUUUUUGAAGAAGUCUCAACUCUUCUAGGGGAUGAUCACCAGGGAGAAAUCCAGCUCAGCACAUCGUCAAGCGCAAUCCGAAUCAUACGGACGUUCCGGCUGUUGCGGAUCCUGCGAAUCGUUCGACUGCUGCGCUUCAUCCAGGAGCUUCGAUCCAUGCUGUUCUCGAUUUUUUCUACUCUUCGAGCUCUUGGAUGGACUAUGGUGCUUCUGGCAAUGAUCAUAUUCGCGGCGGCAGUUUUCUUCGCACAGUUCAUCAUCGAUGCCGGGGCGCUGAACAAGGAGCUCAUGCUGCAGCACCCCGAACUGCAGUUCUACUUCUCGGACUUAUCUCGCACGAUGCUGUCUUUGUACCAGUCGAUGACGGGCGGACUCAGUUGGGACUUGGCUUUGCGACCACUAGCUGACACUGCCGGAGCUUGGAUCGGGAUUCCCUACGCACUUUACGUGGCCUUUGUGGUUCUCGCUCUUAUGAAUAUUGCGACCGGAAUGUUUGUGCAGGCUUCUUUAAGUGCUCACGAGCGGCAAAGGGAGAAGGAGAUUCGAAGGCAACUGCGCCUGUUGUUUCGCAAAGCUGAUCUCAAUCAAGAUGGCGACCUCACCAUGGAAGAGUUUGAUCGCUUCAUAGAGAGUGAGGAUCAGUCGAAGUACUUUCUGAGUGCCUUGGGCAUGGAGGCACAAGAAGCACGAGGCCUGUUCCUGCUGCUGGACACCACGGGGUCUUCAAAGGUAAGCUUCGAUGAACUUCUCGACGGCGUCCUGCGCCUGCGGGGCCCCGCCCAGGCGAUUGAUCUGGCCACAUUGAUGUACUGCAACAAGCGUAUGAUUUCAUGGCUUCGAGAGAGGCUCAGUGCAGUGCAAGAGUCUCUGGAUGUGAUCCACGCGCAGCAUGGGAACGGAGAGCCUCGGAUUUCACGGCCACGUAAAGUGAGUGUUUAUGCGAGCUGGAAGGAGGUCAUGACGCGAGAAGGUGAUCAGCAUCACACCUUGGUCCUCGUUGGAGUGACUGGUGAUGGAAAAAGCUCUACAGGAAAUGCAUUGUGUGGACAGGCAGUGUUUCCAAUUUCUGGCGGUCUUCAUUCAGAGACGCAGGAACUGGCGCACGCAGAUUACCUUCGUGGCGGCAGCUUUUGGAGAAUCAUUGACACGGUCGGCUUGAACGAUACGGGCCUUUCGCAAAAGGAGGUGUUAGAUCGGUUCUCCACCUUCGCUGAAGCAGCGGCCGAAGGAAUCAGCGUCUUCCUGUUCGUGGUGCGCUGGGGCCGCUUCAAACCUGAGCAUGACGAGGCCCUUGCGGCGUUUGCCGCGAACUGCGGUGAAACAGCGCUGCGUCACACUAUGCUUGUCUUCACCCACUGCGAGCUGAGCGAUGAGGCGCUGGUGCGGCAACUCUCGGACCCGUCCACCCCAUCGUCCUUGACACGGUGGCUCCAGCGUAUUGGCGGUGGUGCUGUGGGCAUAGACAAUGCCGAUGGUGCAACUGCAAGGACCCGUCUGCAAAAGGCAAUUGAGAGUGUGGUGAUGAGCACUGGCGGCCUACGGUACGACAAUCAGGCGCUCGUGCAGGCGCGAGAACAGCUAAAAGAAGCAGAGGAGGCUGAGAGAAAGGCAUUUGCAGCUGCCGUGGCUGAAUGGAGACGCGGCACUGGCCCCGUGGUCAUUGAAAGAGAGCCCGGUGUGAUAACACGGCCGCCUGUUGCAGAGUGA
Symbiodinium sp. CCMP2592 is the source of this 2598-nucleotide messenger RNA. NCBI's taxonomy places the organism in Eukaryota, Dinophyceae, Suessiales, Symbiodiniaceae. The record is from the annotation of a GenBank genome assembly.